UUCAUUAUUUUAUUAUUAUUUCCCUCCCCGCAAUGCGGGGCUCUUUUUCUCGUCUUCCCUGAGCUCCAUCGCGCCCGACUCUCUUCCUCUUUUUCUCCGCCGGGAUCCUCUCGUACCUGCUGAUCUCCGCCCCCCCGCCAAUCUUCGCGCAUCUCCUCAGCCCUCUCCGUAUAUCUCCACCCCUCUCCGCUGCCCUCCACCACUCUCCCCCGAUCUCGACCCCUCUCCCCCGAUCCGCCUCUCUCCUCCGAUCCGCUCCGAUCUCCACCUUCAAAGGUCACUCCACCGAUUGGCCUACGAUCUGCGCCAUCAAAGGUCACUCCGCGGAUCGGCCUCUGUUCUCCGCCAUCGCAGCCUUAAUCGACAGCCGGUGCUUCCCCUUUUCCGUGAUCCACGAUCUGAUCAGCCACUCCCACUGUUCAAUCGGCCAGCACCAUCCUUUUGACCGGCCUUUACGGUGCUCCAAUCAAUCCACUUCGUCUAUCAGAUCUCAGGUUGUGGAAGCUGAAGAUUGGACUCUUGGUGGCUUACUGUUGACUGAGUUGACCAAGUAAAGAUCUUCAAUUCUGAUGGCUUUGGUGUUGAUAUGGAAGCUGGACUUGGGAGGUUUAUAGGAUAAGCAGAAAAGAAGCAAAGACAAAUAACAAAUAUGGCACAUUCCAGCAAGGCAGAUCAGAAGGCAGCAUUGGAUGCUGGUGCAUGGUUCUUCAAUGUUGUGACUUCUGUUGGAAUCAUUAUGGUGAACAAGGCCCUAAUGGUUACAUAUGGCUUCAGUUUUGCUACAACAUUAACUGGACUGCAUUUUGCCACCACGACUAUCAUGACCAUCAUACUUAGGUGGCUGGGAUAUAUUCAGACCUCCCAUUUACCAUUACCUGACCUUAUAAAAUUUGUUCUCUUUGCAAACUUAUCAAUUGUUGGGAUGAAUGUGAGCUUGAUGUGGAACUCUGUGGGGUUUUAUCAGAUUGCAAAGUUGUGUAUGAUCCCAGUAUCAUGUCUUUUAGAAGUUCUAUUUGAUAAGAUCCGUUACUCCAGAGACACAAAGCUUAGCAUAGUAGUGGUUCUCAUAGGUGUUGCAGUUUGUACUGUUACUGAUGUGAGCGUAAAUACAAGAGGUCUGAUAGCUGCCAUGAUAGCAGUCUGGAGCACUGCAUUGCAACAAUAUUAUGUUCAUUUUCUUCAACGGAAGUAUUCACUUGGAUCGUUCAACCUCUUGGGCCAUACUGCUCCAGCCCAGGCAGCAGCACUGCUGAUACUAGGGCCUUUCCUGGAUUAUUGGUUGACGAGAAAAAGAGUGGAUGCAUUUGACUAUAACGUUUCUGCAGUGUUCUUCAUCAUAAUGUCAUGCACCAUUGCGGUAGGAACCAAUCUUAGCCAAUUCAUCUGCAUCGGAAGAUUCACAGCUGUGUCUUUCCAAGUCCUUGGUCACAUGAAGACCAUCCUUGUCUUAGUUCUGGGUUUCAUCUUCUUUGGAAAAGAGGGCCUUAAUCUUCAUGUAGUUCUUGGUAUGAUCCUAGCAGUGGUAGGUAUGAUCUGGUAUGGAAGUGCAUCAUCAAAGCCAGGGGGAAAGGAGCGCAGAAGUUAUUCCAUGCCAACUGACAAAUCCCAGAAGCAUGGCCUAGUGUUGUCAGAUUCAGGAGAGCUUGAUGAGAAGGUGUGAAGUGGAGAUCGUUUUAAUUCUCUUUCUCAUUAGCCCACAUAUUGAGCAUUGAACUGACAAAGCAUUGAUAGGGCACAGAUUGCCCAGUAAUCUUUAUAAAGGUCAGAAACAUUUUUCUUUUAUUUUUUUUAAUCAUAAUAUUUUUUGGGAUUCCUUCAGGAAAUGCCACCUGAGGCAGUUUAGAUUUUCCUAUAUAGGUUCUCUUUGCUCACAUCUAUAGUAAUUUAUUUACUUCAACAUCAUUCCAUUUUACCAACAAAAUUGAAAGACGUAAUUCUCGUUCAGCAAAAGCUUCUUGUGCUUGUCAUAUUUAUUGUGACUGGAUGGGCUCAACAAAUUUGACAGCGUAUAGAAUUGUUUGAUUAUGAUCAUUGUAACCUUCCAGUCAUCAUUGUUGUCAACUAGUGCAAUAUUAUUGUGAUAAAUGGUGUAUUGAUUAUUCUGUUGAUCUAAUAUUUGAU
This is a messenger RNA of Elaeis guineensis (African oil palm), 2121 nucleotides long. RefSeq names its product UDP-rhamnose/UDP-galactose transporter 6. NCBI's taxonomy places the organism in Eukaryota, Viridiplantae, Streptophyta, Magnoliopsida, Arecales, Arecaceae. The record is from RefSeq and is a predicted model, not a curated record.